CCCAGGCUGCACAAAAACAGCUCAACCGACCACAUCUCACUUUGUCUUGCACCUACACCCUUGAUCCAGACCAAACUCGUUUCCGUUACCGAUACUCAAACUCUCGUUCAGAGCUUAAAAAGAGAUUAAUAUUCCUCGAGAUCUUGGCCUAGCUCAAAGCCAAUCGACAAAAUGACGCUCUACUACAGCCUCGUUUUCCUUCUCCUCGUCUUCGAAAUGGCGGUCUUUCUCGGCCUCAUUAUCCCUCUUCCUUAUACGGUGAAGAGAAAGCUCUUCGCUUUCAUUUCAGAAAGCCCGAUAAUAGCGAAACUACAAUACGGACUAAAGAUCACGUUCAUAUUCAUUCUCAUCCUCUUUAUUGACAGCGUCAAUCGCGUCUACCGAGUUCAGCUUGAAACAGCGGCCUUUUCCAAGGAUACUACUUCUGUUGGCAGAGCUGCCGCCCUUGGUGCUGAACGUAUGGAAGUCCAGGCCCGCAAAUUCUACUCUCAGCGAAACAUGUACCUCUGUGGCUUCACCCUGUUCCUAUCCCUCAUCCUCAACCGCACCUACAUUAUGAUCUUGGAAGUUCUCCGUCUCGAGGAUCGCGUUAAGCUACUUGAAGGUGACAAGAAGGCCGGCGGCAAGGACUCCGCCCGUAUCGCCGAAGCUGGAGGCGUUGGUGAGAUCGGUCGCUUGAAGAAGGAGCUCGAAGCCAAGGACCGAGAUAUCGAAACCUUGAAGAAGCAGACCGAGGGACUCCAGCGCGAAUAUCACAACCUCGGUGACAAAGUUUCUCAGUCGGACAGUGCCCCCAAGAAAGAUCGAUGAAUUGCCCAGAUUCUGAAUGCUGUGUUUGUCACCGUGAGCGGUCUUUUGGCGCUCACUAAGAACAGAUAUUGCAUCAAGAGAUCAAGCUGGUUGAUUACUAACGCUGUAGCCUUGGUUUUAGUAGUAUAAAGCUUAAUUGUCUUCUCGGCGAUUUCUCAAAAUGAUAAGCUAUGCAUUCAUUAUCCUCAUUUCGGCAUUGUACACAAGUCAAGGUUAGGUUCAUCCCUAUUCGUCAGAGGAAUGAGGUGAUAGAGUCAGGAGUGUGGGAGUGGUCUGUGGAUUAACUUCAUGUUAUCUUGCAUGUUUUCUAUCACUAUAUUUACAACUAAGUGUGAAUAACGAAAGAGCCUUUUUCCA
Talaromyces proteolyticus is the source of this 1167-nucleotide messenger RNA. RefSeq names its product putative BAP31 domain protein. The coding region runs from base 172 to 810 and encodes 212 amino acids. Gene Ontology annotation, biological process: intracellular protein transport; endoplasmic reticulum to Golgi vesicle-mediated transport. Gene Ontology annotation, cellular component: endoplasmic reticulum membrane; endoplasmic reticulum. Lineage: Eukaryota; Fungi; Ascomycota; Eurotiomycetes; Eurotiales; Trichocomaceae. The transcript has 5 exons. The record is from RefSeq and is a predicted model, not a curated record.